Mycena citricolor is the source of this 1206-nucleotide messenger RNA. The record is from the annotation of a GenBank genome assembly. NCBI's taxonomy places the organism in Eukaryota, Fungi, Basidiomycota, Agaricomycetes, Agaricales, Mycenaceae.
CGGGGUAAGCCACUUACACAGUCUGAUUUCAACUGGAUCCGUAGUUUCUCGCUAACUUGAACACAUGCUGGACCUUCCAUGCUGGCUGUCAUAAACAAGGUUUGUCCGCUUUGAUUGUCCCCAAUGAGACUCUAUUCCAGUAUCUCUAGUUUGGCGUACUCCUGUUGACAUGCAGACAGGAUGCAUGGUCCAAAUCGGCGGUAAAUCUUGCCGAGUAUGGAAUCCGGGAUUAUGGAAGUGGACCUGUCCGGCACACCCGAUUCUGCAAAAGUUCUUUCUUAUAACUUUACGGGAGGGAUGUGCGCCAAGCCACCCAUCAUGUCGCGAACUGAGCACCCUCCGAUUCUGAGCAAAGCUUACAGCUACAGCGCGGUUGCGCAAAUCCUCCUCGCCGGGACCCGUAUCCCUUACGACCGCGAGCAGACAUCGCUUGGCGACCAAGGACUCCACCACCCCAAGUUCAUCGACCAAGGGAUGCGCAUGGAAGUGUCCAUGCUCGGUCGUGAGUUUACCGACUUCGUCAAGAUGGGCAAGAACCUCGAGGGCCAACUCUACUUCAACGCAUUCGACAGCUUGGAGCAGCGGGAUGAGGUGUCGUACUACAUCGAACGCUACAUCGCCCCGCUCGAACGCUCUGCGCAUGUGUGGAUCCGGUUCUUCACCGAAGAUAUCGACCAGUGCCAUGCAGAGUUCUUUGGCCCCGAUCCGGACAACACCGCCGAGUCGACCGGAAUGGACAGGAUCACUCGCAGCGGCACCUGGGACCGCCUCGACGUCGGCAGUGUUCCGGGCGAAGUGCGCAAACUAGCGGACGUGCACUCCUUGAGAUUCACGCUCCGGACGCUGAAUGUGCGCGCAAUUAUCCCCGUGCCCGAUGACAAUCCCCUCGCGCAUCAAUCCGUCAAUUACGCAGGCGGAACGUUCUACUUCACUGACCUCAAGGCUGUCUUCAGCGGCGCUUACGCUGCGUACGACGAUCGGCGCAUUGUGUUCUACAAAGACCGGGGCUCGUCCCACAUCGUUGGAUAUUUUAUCCCCUAUGAAAUGCCUGGAAACGAUCUCGCGUCGCUGAGAACCCUGCACUUCCAGCAGAUCUCAUGGGAAAACAUCCAGUAAAUCGAAUAGCAGCGGGUCGAGUAGUUUGGCGUAACGAGUAAUGCAUUCAAUGAAGUUUGAUCGUAAUGAAUUCAAUGAGUUUUGGCAGAC